AUUAUUUGGUAUUUAAGCACCACCUCCAUACCUCCAUAACCAUCCAAAACAACAAGCUUCCAUCUAUCUUUCAUUCACUCACAUACAACCUUCAAGAUGUCGAAGCAAUCUUUAUCUUUGGUCUUCAUGAUCAUAGGAAUCUUGAGCGUGUCAGCAGUGGAUCCAGCACCGGCGGCAGCAGCAGCAGGAGGAGGAGGUGGAGGAGGAGAACAUGUUUUCGAGCUCUACAUGCAUGAUAUUCUUGGUGGCAGCAACCCCACAGCAAGACCAGUAACAGGUCUACUAGGUAACAUAUACAGUGGUCAAGUCCCCUUCGCUAGACGCAUAGGUUUCCGGGCACCACAAGGCGGAGUAGCGAUUCCUAACGCCAAUGGUGCCAUUCCCACCGUGAACGGCAACGGGAUCCCACUCGGAACUGGCUUGGUUGGCACCCAAUUCGCCGGAAACCUGAACCAAAACAAUGUUCAAAACCAGAUCGCUGCCCAAUUGGGACCAGAUGGGCUAGGGCUAGGGUUCGGGACCAUAACAGUGAUCGACGAUGUUCUGACCAUCGACCCAAAAUUGGGAUCGCAGUCGUUAGGGAAAGCACAAGGAGUUUACGUUGCAAGCUCGGCGGAUGGAAGUAGACAGAUGAUGACAUUCACGGCGAUGAUGGAAGGAGGUGAGUAUGGAGAUAGUAUCAAUUUCUUUGGAGUUUACCAUAUCGGAAGUGCGAUGUCUCGGUUGUCGGUGACCGGUGGCACAGGGAAGUUCUUGCAUGCUUGUGGGUUUGCUGAGGUUCGAUCGCUCAUACCAGCUGGUCAGAUUGUUGCAGAUGGCGUGGAGUCGUUGAUGAGGUUGACUGUUCAUCUUUCUUACUGAGACUUCGAUCAAGAAACGUUUAAUGGAGUUAUGUGUGUGGUUUGUGAAGAAAAUCAGAAAAUGUGCAUCCUUGUGUUUCUGUAAAUCAAUGUUUAAUGAUUGAAGGAUUUAUAAGUAUAAGAUUUGCUAAACUUUGUAUCUUUGGUUGAAGGAUGUAUAAGUGAAAGAAAUAUGACAACAUGAAUUUUCAAAGUGUUAA
Messenger RNA from Lactuca sativa (garden lettuce), 1060 nucleotides. Its product is annotated as dirigent protein 18. The record is from RefSeq and is a predicted model, not a curated record. Lineage: Eukaryota; Viridiplantae; Streptophyta; Magnoliopsida; Asterales; Asteraceae.